Durusdinium trenchii is the source of this 2325-nucleotide messenger RNA. NCBI's taxonomy places the organism in Eukaryota, Dinophyceae, Suessiales, Symbiodiniaceae. The record is from the annotation of a GenBank genome assembly.
AUGCAGGACUACCGUGAGUUUCGCAAACGCUGUGAAAUCUAUAGAAAGAAGAUGCAAUCGGGCAAUCACACAAGUGAAGUUGUCUACAACCUAGUCACCCUGAUGACUGGGAAGGCAUGGGACUUGGUCGAGGACAUGACCAUGGAUCAGAUGUCAGGAGAUGAUGCAUAUGAUCUGUUGUUCCAGAGGCUGGACAGAGGAUUUCCUUUUGAUCCCCUGACAGAGUUGCCGGACGACGUUGAACAGUACUUCGUGAAGCUGCAAAGGAAACCACAACAGACAUUACAGGAUUACAUGAACGACUACACCCGUUGUGAGAGAAGGCUGAAGGUGACGCACAACGUUGACCUGCCAGAAAAAGUGAGAGCUUGGUGGUUUCUUUGUCGCUCAGGGAUCAACAAGGAGAAGCGUCAACUCAUUCUGACCAAUACAGGAACCACUGGCUUGACCAUUGAAGAGGUGAUGAAGUCGAUGAGUUUCAUUCUUGGACAGGAUUCGACACUUCAAUCUUCAUCCUCAACCAGGUGGACAAGACCCAUGGGCAAGUCAGUUGACACAUUUUACUGUGAUGAAAACGCACAGCAGUAUGAUUGGACAGCUGGAUCGCAAGAGUUCGCAAUUGAUCCCUCUCCAACAUACUAUGGUGAAGAUGACGAAUGGGACGAUUGGCAAGAUGGGUCGACAGAGCAAUUUGAGGACAUAGCAUCGGCAAAGCAUUGUGAGCAGGUGUACGAUGUUGAUGAAUAUGAUGCAACAUGCCAAAGCUCAGAUGAACGCCCUUCGGACCUCUCGUGUGGCAAUGCCGGACACUGGGCAAAGAACUGCCCCACGCCACCAGGUUCUGACAAGAAGAGGAAGAUCGGAGAUGAGUUGGAAGGUGGCGUGAACAUGGUUGAGUCGGUUGAUCCUCCAGAAACAACAACAUUGUCGACAGAAGCCUUUCACAUUGACAUGGAAGACGAUGAUUUUGUUGGUGAUGACACAGCAGUGCAAGACGGAGGUGCAGCAACGGUGUUGGGUUCAGCAUGUCAGAUUCGCAAAUACCUUUGGUUUCUGCUUGAGCAAGGGUUCAACAUUAAUGACAUCCCCAUGCUUUGUUGUGCAAAGGGCUUCAAGUACGGCAACAGCAUGAAAGAGACAACAAACAAGUGCAUUGUUUUGCCCGUGUUCCUCAGCAACAGCCGCAUUGGUGUGUUGACAUACGUCAUUCAAGGAACAGCCCCGAUUUUGGUUGGACGACCAAUGUUGGAACGAUUGGGACUCACCGUUGACUACCGGGCCAAGCAGAUGAAGUGGCCAGAUUCAGAGUGGGAGGAACUCCCAGUUGGAUCAAGAUGUGAGCACCUUUUGCACCUUGGCAAAGACAUUCGUCAGUUCAUUGAGCAGGAACCCCAGAUGGUUUUGUUGCCAAAGGAUGUUGAAUCACACGUUGGCGAGCCCAUCGCGCAUGGAGUGCAGAAGUUGCUGGAACAGGUCAUGGUCUCAAAGGACGUCAAUCUGGCGUCGGAAGCUUCGCAGACAGCAUCGCCGGCUCACACACAUCGUGUGAACGACGGCUUUGAUGAGGAGGCACAGGUCAAAAGGCUACAUGGCCACAUGCUGAGGAAGUUUGAACGUCAAGCUGAAGAGGUGGAAAGAAACGCAGUGCAUUGGCAGAGAGCUACCCAGAGCGUCGCAGAAGAGGACGAUGACAUUGAGAUGCAACCAGUUGAACAACAGCCACAACAGUUGGAAGCAGAAGUUCCAGAUGUUGAGCAAGACAUUCUCAAGUACUAUCGCGAAGAUGCUGACAAGGAGGUGGACUCAGUGACGAGCAAUGCACAGCUUCAGAAGCAAGUCGGCAAAGCAGCAUUCAACUAUGUGGAACAUGAGAUUGAAGAUCUCAUGGAGUAUGACCAAGAAGAUGAAGGCUAUGAACCAACAGAAGUUCCAUCCGACCAUGAAGCAGAGCAAGAAGUUCCAGAUUCAGAGAUGCCAGGAGCAGUUCUGAUGUAUCAACGUGGUCGCAAUGGAGCAUUGACAGACAGACCUAUGUCCAGAGGUUCACCUUCGACAAAUGUCCCAGAACGCCCUCCUUCCCUCAUUGGUGAAGAACAUAAAAGAGAAGCAGAAGGAGAUGUUUCUGAGAUGGCAUUGAAGCGUGCGAGAAAUGCAAUUAGCAUCCCAGUUCCCGACAGUGAUGAGGAUCUUUUCGUUGAGGACGCCUUCAUCGUGGAGAUGGAAGCUGGCACAUUACCCAAAGGCUGGCGACUCAUUGAUGGAGAGUUUGAGCUGGAUGAGGCAUUUCUAGCAGAGGUCAGUGAGAAGUAUAGAAACAGCCGUUAA